Cladocopium goreaui is the source of this 2184-nucleotide messenger RNA. The record is from the annotation of a GenBank genome assembly. Lineage: Eukaryota; Dinophyceae; Suessiales; Symbiodiniaceae.
AUGAAGCAUCACAGCAUUGAUUCAGACCUACCUUGUCCAGCAUGGAUGGUGCCCCCAACAGAGAUUGACAUUCCUACGUUGGUGCUUCGUCAUGAGGAAGGUGAUUCAGGGGAGGUCUUUGGUUUUGAGGGUCAAAAGUUGCACUUCAAGAAGAUCUAUUUGUCUUUCAACACGCACGCAGACACUCCAGUCAUCGUCAAGAAGAUCGGCAGUAAGGCUUUCGCACUCCUGGUCAGGGAGCAUUUGCCCUAUGAAGAAGUGAAGGCCAAAAAGGGCAUCAAGCGGUCAAAUCAGACUACUGAGCAGCACAAUCUACCCACUCAGAAGGACUUUCUGCAAUUUGGUGCUUGUGGCUUAGGGAUGGCAAUGUCCUCGUCAAGGUCGACGCCAGCCAUCAGCGGUGGUGUGGCAGGAAAACGUGCCAAAGUGGCCAAGAAUGCCAAACAUCUUGUGCUCUUCAUCCAAAACUCCACGGUGAACAUCGAACAUGUGGAGUUCUUCCACCUGGGCCAGGCCAUGCAGAUGGCUCGAUAUCCCGUGCAUUGGCACCUGGCAGGGGAUGUGAAGAGCCGCGCCACGCUGCGGAACAGCUCCCUGCACCACAACUUCCAGCGCUGCGUCACGCUGCAUGGCACGGCCAAUGCUGAAGUGCAACAAAAUGUGUGUUAUGAGACCUUUGGCCACGCAUUCUACCUGGAAGAUGGCAUUGAAACGGGCAACGUCUUCGAGAAGAACCUGGUGGCGUCCAUUCGCCCGGGAGGAUCGCUCUGCAGUGAUUGGCAGGUGGCCUCAGGACCCAGGUCUAAUCUGCAGUUGGGGCCCAGUGGAUUUUGGAUCACCAAUCCAAACAAUAGUUUCAUUGAGAACCAUGUGGUGGAUGCCAACACGGGCUACUGGUUCACCUUCCUCGGCUCCAGUACUGGCGCCAGCGGAAGAUAUUUCCAGGACCCCAGGAGCGGCCAAGGUUCAGACAGUUGGUGGUUCCAACAGGAGCAGGCACGAACGCCUGUGAAAGCCUUCAGAGGAAACGCUGUGACCAGUGCCAGACGUGGGAUCCACAUCGAUGGUCGCGUGACUGGCUCGGAGGAUGGUGACCAGACCUCUGGGACCUGUCGUGCGGAUCACUGUGCCACCUGUUCAGGCCCCUUGGAAGGUUCUUUCUCCUGGGUUCCCAUGAGCUUUGACAUCCAGCAGCCUAAAGAGCAGCGGACAUAUCUCUUCCAGACCAAUGUCUUUGAAGAUUUCUGUGCUGCUCAUAUCGAUGGCCCCAUCGCUUCAGAGGCUCGAGCGAUUUGGACCUCUGGAGGCUACAUCCAUUUCAAGCGUGCCAUCUUCUACAACGUGCGUGUGGCAGCAGCUGGAAUGCCUGAACUCAGCAGCGGCUGCUUCAGGAUCUUGGAUGAAUCUCCGCCGGGCUUUGUCAUGGCAUUUACGGAGUCCUUGUUCAUCAGUGGUCCGUUUUCAGAGACCUUCUUCCAACUUUACGACGGAGGGAUCCAGGUUCUACACAGUCGUUGGAUUUUUGGAGAGGGCACUAGUAAAAACUUUGCCGUGGCGAAGCCGAAGUGCGCCUUUGGAGGGAAUGGCAAUCCCGUGUAUCUGCUUGGUAGUAGGCCUUUGUUGCCGAAGGAAGCUGCGCAUUCGCAGCGCUUUGCGUGGGCGAAGGACUUGAUUCCACUGGACCAUGGAUUGUCGAUUUCCAGACCUGAUAGUUUCCAAGCUCAUUUGGCCAACUUCCAAUGUAUAGCCUGGGCUUCGCCCUACAUCAACGGCUCCUACCUGUACUUCGCGGAUGGCCUUGGUGAUACCAUUCCCACCAUCAUCGCGCCGGCCAAGGAGGCCAUGGACGGCAUGCAGCGCAUCCGAGGUGAAGAACGAUGCGCGAAAUUCUUGCAAAGGAGAACAGCCCUGCGAGCCCUUCAGGGCAGGUGGGCCAAUGCGAUUUUUCCACUGCGCCACCAACCAGCACUCCCUACGUUUGGGACGAAAGUUGUAGAAGUUCCGGUGGCCUCGGAUGCUAUGCCGAUGGGAGACAUCUGCAGUGCCGCUGGUGUGGUUUCGAUCCUUAUCCCGCCUGUCCCAAGGGAAACAGCCAAGGGGAUCUAUGGGCAGCGAUCGUUGCGUUUCUGGUGGGUUUCUUGUUGCUGUUGCUCAUCGUGUUUGUCUGCUGGCACUGCACCGUGA